AAUUCAGGGAGACAUCAGUUCCCAGCUCAACAGCUCCACCAGUGAUCUUCAUGACCUCACCAGACAGUUGGAGAAAACUAACGCUAUCAUUGAGGUGCUACAGUCACUAUGCAAAGUAAUGAUCAACCCCGUAUGGCAAGACAGGUUAACAGUUUACUGACAGACUUUCAGAGCUUCGUCCAGAAUAGUGAGUUCCUGCAAGCAGCCGAUGCCAUCAAUGAAUUGGUUAAACAACAUGGUGACUCCACUGUGGAACCAGCCGUAUGAGGACCAGCUGUCCACCAAACAGACCAACACCAGGGAGUUUCUGAGGAAUUUAUCCAAGAUGCUGCAACGGAACAUUGGGGAGAUGUCUCCCUGGCUGAAGCAACAAAGGAAGAACCACAGUGGGAUGGAAUGUGAGUUGCAGCCAAUUAAGCCAUCGCCAGUAUUAGAGAGUUAUGACAACAAGUGUGAGUUUACCAUCGGCAAGAGUGUAGAUGGCAUCGAUAACACUGUUGGUUUCCGGCUUGGCGCUUACAAAGGUAAGUAUUUCCUCUGAAGUUUCAUUUUGGUAAAAGACGUAGAUCAGCUUUCAUGUUUGAUUAGAUCGGCUGUCGAGGGGCGUGGCCUAUUAGUAGCUAAUGCUGAUCAACUCCAACCAAUCAGAAUGCAACACACAGAAAGAUUGACAGGUGUACAUAUUGUGCAUUCUCUAUUAUGUCUGUCAGGAAUUAAUUAUUGAAAAGAAAGAAACAAGCCACAAAAGACUUAAACCCUUGUCAUCCCCUUUGCUAACCAAUAUGUUGACUUACUUUUGUGGCAUGAAUAUUGCGGGUAUAUGUUUGUACUUUCAACAUUGACCAGCAAGCUCUUUUAC
Messenger RNA from Patiria miniata (bat star), 859 nucleotides. RefSeq names its product tRNA (uracil-5-)-methyltransferase homolog A-like. The transcript is spliced from 6 exons. The coding region runs from base 209 to 541 and encodes 110 amino acids. NCBI's taxonomy places the organism in Eukaryota, Metazoa, Echinodermata, Asteroidea, Valvatida, Asterinidae. The record is from RefSeq and is a predicted model, not a curated record.